Schistocerca americana (American grasshopper) is the source of this 999-nucleotide messenger RNA. Its product is annotated as opioid-binding protein/cell adhesion molecule homolog. The transcript is spliced from 8 exons. NCBI's taxonomy places the organism in Eukaryota, Metazoa, Arthropoda, Insecta, Orthoptera, Acrididae. The record is from RefSeq and is a predicted model, not a curated record. Gene Ontology annotation, biological process: synapse organization. The annotation marks the transcript as partial. Gene Ontology annotation, cellular component: neuron projection membrane.
AUGUGGGCUACCAACGCCGCCGCCGGCCGGAGGUCCGGUGUUGGGCUGACCUGCCUCUGCACGCUGCUGCUGCUCGCCGGGGACCUCCCGCAGGCAGGGCAGAGUGCCUACAUCAACCUGACGGCACUUGGCAGGUCCGCGUCCAUUCCGCUGUCCAUGGAUGACGACUCGCCCUACCUGAGAGAUCUCUACUGGCCACUUAACGACUCGUGGCAGCUCGCUGGCUUCGAUGGCGCAGAGGAUGGACACCUCAUCGGUGACUUCCUGGGCGAGUUCCACUCGACACCGCGGCCUCUGCUGAGACAGCCCUCCGGUCCUCCGGAGCCGGAGUUCGACUCCGGGCUGGUAACAAACGUGACGGCGCAGCUGGGAGCCACGGCCUACCUGCACUGCCGCGUCAAGAACUUGGGUGAGCACGCGAUCUCUGCACAAGUCUCGUGGGUGAGGAGGCGCGACUGGCACAUCCUGUCCUCGGGACUCUACACGUACACCAACGACGACCGCUUCCAGGUAACCAGCUUCAACAACCGAGAAGACUGGACGCUGCAGAUACAAUACGUCCAGAAGAGGGACAACGGCACUUACGAAUGUCAGGUGGCGACGGACAACGGCCUGAUGUCGCACUACUUCAACCUACACGUGACGGUGCCAACAGCGUUCAUCCUGGGCAACGGGGAGUACCACAUCGGGGAGGGCAGCACCAUCUCUCUCGUGUGCAUAAUCGAAAAUAGCGAGACGGCGCCGCGGCCGGUGCUGUGGUGGCACAACGAGCGGCCGCUCGACCAGAGCGGCGUGGCCGGCGUGUCGGUGAUGACGGAGCCGGGCCCGCGCACGCACUCGCGGCUCGUCGUGUCGCACGCGACGCGCGCCCACUCCGGCAACUACACGUGCGCCGCGCCCGACACCGAGCCCGACACCAUCAACGUGUACGUCUCGCAAGGUGACAACACAGCAGCCAUUCAGAAGCAAGAAGCAUCCGCCGGGUUUCAUCCUUCGCCG